Molecule: messenger RNA, 1413 nt
Organism: Myxocyprinus asiaticus (Chinese sucker)
Lineage: Eukaryota; Metazoa; Chordata; Actinopteri; Cypriniformes; Catostomidae
Product: adhesion G-protein coupled receptor G2-like
Exons: 10
Coding region: 70-1413 (447 amino acids)
Biological process (GO): adenylate cyclase-activating G protein-coupled receptor signaling pathway; cell surface receptor signaling pathway
Cellular component (GO): membrane
Molecular function (GO): G protein-coupled receptor activity
Source: RefSeq, a predicted model, not a curated record
UAAAACAUUUUUUGCCUGGUAAUCUUCUUUUUUUGUGUGUGGGGAAGAAUCCUUUCCAUUACCGACCGCAUGGGAGAUAGAACAGAGUUCACAGGAGCCAGUCACAAUAUGACAGCACCUUCAUUAGCACUGCAGCUGAUCAACCUUGACACCUCUCAGUUCCAAGGCCUCACAUUCGGAGUGUCCUCCUUCCAGACUGGCCUCACCCCUGAGAUAUUUUUUGCCCAGAACUUUUUAGUGCUGCCAGACACAGUGACUGUGGCAUCCAUAUCCUUACCUUCUGCUAUAGAGAACUUUUUCCCCCAAACAAGUGAAACCAGACCACGCAUUCAGUUUCAUUUUUAUGGCAAAGAAAACCUCUUUAAGGACCUACAACUGGGAACCAGGUUAAUGCUGAACUCUUAUGUAGUGUCUGCCAGGAUCACCAAUGCCACAGUGAUCAACCUUGAGAUCCCAUUGGUGGUCGCUUUCCACCAUCUGCAGCCCAAAGAGGAUCAACACAUUGUCCACUGUGCCUACUGGGACUUCCAUAAAAACAGUGAGCUUUGUGAUACACACUCUCAAGCAGAUUUCAACCACACAUCUACUGAUAUCUCGAAAACCCCAAUAAACCCAGAGGAUGUAAGGAUUGUGACCAUCAUCUCAUACCUGGGCAGUGGUAUAUCCUCUGUCUUUCUCGGAGUCACAUUGCUCACCUAUGUGGCCUUUGAGAAACUGAGACGAGACAACCCUUCAAAGAUCCUUAUUAACCUCUCAGUGGCCUUGCUAGGGUUGAACAUGCUUUUCCUGGUGAACUCCUGGUUUGCCUCUUUUAACACCAAUGGCCUCUGUAUUACUGUAGCAGCCUUUCAACAUUACUUUUUCUUGGCUACUUUUAUCUGGAUGGGACUUGAGGCAAUCAACAUGUAUCUGGCCUUGGUCAAAGUCUUUAAUUCUUACGUACCUUCUUACAUCCUCAAAUUCUGUGCUCUUGGAUGGGGUUUACCUCUGGUAGUUGUAAGUCUAGUGCUUGCCAUUGAUAAUCAUUCAUAUGGCAGACGUCUCUCCAGAACACCUCUUGAGGAAUCCAUGCCAUUUUGCUGGUUAAAGAACGAUGUGACCUUUUAUGUGACGGUGGUUGCUUUUGUCAUCCUGAUACUGGUCUGUAAUAUCUGCGUGUUUGCCGUGGUGCUUAUACAGAUCCGCAAAAUGCGGGUCAAUAAGCCCUCUGGCAGCAGAAUAGGACUGCUGCAUGACCUGCGAGUGGUGGCCAGCCUCACCUUCCUGCUGGGACUUACCUGGAUACCAGCCUUCUUCGCCUGGGGCCCAGCCAAAACACCCCUCAUAUACCUGUUCUCCCUUCUGAACAGUCUUCAAGGGUUCUUUAUCUUCCUGUUUUAUUGUCUGAUGAAAGACAAUAUCAGUGAGAAUUGA